AAGGAUUGGGUCCAGUAGCUUCGGGCAAGGUCUAUAAAUAGAUUACCCUUGUACUGAAAUAGUUGAACUGUAUUGAACAAACAUAUUCUGAAUACCAAUCCUUUCCCCCUCUCCAAGUCUGUAUUCUUCUCUGUUCCUUCUAAAUUCCAGAUUCUAUCUCUAAUUCUUCUUGCUGAGAUCUCGGGUCGUAACAUCUUAGUAUCAGAGCUCGUUUCCAUCCUGGAGAAGCCAAGGUUCCAAACGCGGCUACAGCUUCAAGUCGAUGCCAUGGAGAAACAAGCGGGAGGAUUCGAGAAGAUGCUUGAGGGAAUCCAGAACGCCAUCGGCGCCGUUGCGGUGAAGCAGGAUGAAACACAAGCGGUGGUGCUCCAGAUGGAUAAAGCGAUGGCUAGCUGGCGACCUCAAGUGGAUGCAGCAGUCAAGGGACUUCAAUCUGAGAUGGGUGAGCUGAAGAAACAAGUGGAGAUUCUGGAGAAGCUUCGUGGCGAGUUGGGCAAUUCGUCGAACAUGUUGCAGGUAGGUGCCAUCUCCACGCGGAAGCAAGGCGACGACAACGAUCAACGUCCACCGCUACUUCCCACGCCGGAGUCGUUCGUUGCUUCGACGUCGGCGGGAGAUUCUGGCUCAAAUGGCCACCGCGUUGCAAUCAACAACCGGGGGAAGGCAACAGGAGUGAUUAUUCCUCCUGUGCCACCUCCUGUCACGGGUACGACUAAUUCUCCAUUUCCCCAUCACUUUGCUUGUGAUUCAUUGCAUCGGGAUGAAGUUGGGGGUUCUGAGGAUCGAGGCUAUAAUCACCGGAUUCCGAAAUUGGAUUUUCCACAGUUUGAUGGGGUAGAUCCACAAAAUUGGCGUAUGAGAUGUGAGCAUUACUUUGGGGUUUAUGGUACUCAUCCAAUACUUUGGGUCAGGGUGGCUACCAUUUACUUUACGGGAAGAGCAGCCUCGUGGUUACGCUCGUCGAAGGCUCAUUUGCGGUUUUCUGAGUGGUCGGAUUUUUGCUUAGCAGUGGAUAGGAAAUUUGAUCGAGAUAGGCAUCAGAUGUUGAUUCGUCAGAUAGAGCAGAUUAAGCAAACCGGGACGGUGGAGGAGUUUUAUGAGCGUUUUGAUGAUGUUAUGAAUCAAUUGCUUGCUUAUGAUCCUAUGUACAAUCAGCUCAUGAUUGUGCAUAGGUUCACUGAAGGGUUGCGUUUUGACAUUCGUCAUGCUGUUAUGAUGCAACGUCCUCGCGACCUAGAGACUACUCUGGCUAUUGCUUGUUUACAGGAGGAAUGGAUGGAGACUCAGAAGCCCAAGGAAUUUCGUAAAUUGGGUGAUCAUGUUCCGCGGAUUAAAGGAGCUUAUCCUCUUCCUCUUCCUCCUACCAAGGUGUCGGAAUCUAGUGCAGGGGCUAGCAAGUCUUCAUCUGAACCUGUCAAGACUACUGCUAUUGCGGAUAGAAUGCGAGCUCUCAAGGCUCAUCGGCGAGCCCAAGGUCUCUGUUAUAUUUGUGCAGAGAAAUGGUCACCAUCUCACAAGUGUUCAGGUUCUGUGCAAUUGAAUGCUGUUCAGGAGGUAUUUGCUCUACUGCAACAAAAUGACAGUGAUUCUGGUAAUUCUUCGGGAGAGGAUACUGAGCCUCAUUCUCUGUUCUCUUUGUCAGUCCAUGCUAUUCAGGGUACAACUACUGCUCAAACUAUGCGUUUGCAAGGGAUUAUUCAGGGCUAUGAUAUUCUAAUUUUAGUAGACUCUGGUAGUUCCUGCAGUUUCAUCAGUUCUUCAGUGAUGCCUCAGUUGUCGAAUCUGAUACAGUUACCUGUUUCUUUUCAAGUUAAGGUGGCUAAUGGACAAAUGUUGUCUUGUGAAACUGAAUUGGCUAAUGUUUCUUGGUCAGUUCAGGGACAUCAUUUUUGUUCUGCUUUGAAGGUGUUACCACUUCAGAGUUAUGAUAUGAUUUUAGGAAUGGAUUGGUUGGAGCGGUAUAGCCCUAUGGAUAUUGACUGGCAGCAGAAAACAAUUCGGUUUACAUUGGAUGGUCAGCUGAUUACUUUAUGUGGGGUGGUUCCAUCAGUACCUGCUAAUCCUGUCUUAUCGGUCCUGGAAUUACAUCAAUUAUAUCAGUCCGGUUCUAUUGAAGGUCUAGUUCAGUUAUACACCCUUGAUUCUGAGUCUAGUUCUGAUUUGCCAAUUCCGGACAAUAUUCAGCAAUUGUUACAGAGCUUUGCGGAUGUGUUUCAAGAACCACAAGGACUUCCUCCUGUUCGCGAAUGUGAUCACACCAUUCCGUUAAUUCCUGGUGCGCAACCAGUUAAUGUUCGCCCUUAUCGUUAUACACCAUUGCAGAAGGAUGAAAUUGAAUGCCAAGUUGUUGAUAUGUUGGACAGAGGUAUCAUCAAACCCUGCUCAAGUCCUUUCUCUUCUCUGGUUCUUUUGGUCAAAAAGAAAGAUGGUUCUUGGCGGUUUUGCGUUGAUUAUCGCCAUCUUAAUGCGAUUACUGUCAAAAACAAAUAUCCUUUGCCUAUCAUUGAUGAACUCUUGGAUGAAUUAGCGGGUGCUUGUCGGUUCUCUAAAUUGGAUUUGCGUUCCGGCUAUCAUCAAAUACGCAUGCAUCCAGAUGAUGAGCAUAAGACUGCCUUUAAGACGUAUCAUGGGGAUUUUGAGUUUCGUGUGCUUCCUUUUGGGUUGACUAGCGCUCCAGCAACAUUUCAGAGUAUUAUGAACUCAGUUCUAGCUCCAUAUCUGCGUCGCAGUGUAUUGGUGUUUGUCGAUGACAUCCUUGUUUACAGUCACUCUUUGGCAGAGCAUGAAGUGCAUUUGCGCCAAGUUUUGCAGAUCUUAUCUGAUAAUCACUUGAAGGUUAAGCAAUCAAAAUGUUCUUUUCCUCAGCCCCAGUUGGCUUAUUUGGGUCAUGUGAUUAGUGCCAAUGGAGUAGCUACUGAUGAGGACAAAAUCGUGGCUGUUCGGAAUUGGAUUACUCCUACAUCAGUCAAAGAAUUGCGCAGUUUUCUUGGGUUAUCAGGCUAUUACCGCAAGUUUGUGCGCAAUUAUGGGAUUAUUUGUAAACCAUUGACUAACUUGUUGAGGAAGGGACAGUUGUUUGUCUGGACAUCUGUUCAUGAGGAGGCUUUUGUUACUCUGAAAUCUGCCUUGAUCUCAGCUCCUGUUUUGGCCAUGCCAGACUUUCAGAAAUAAUUUGUUGUCGAAACAGAUGCAUCUGACAAAGGAAUUGGUGCUAUCUUAAUGCAGUCAGAUCACCCUAUUGCUUUCCUCAGUAAAGCAUUAGGACCUCGCACUCAAGGUCUCUCUACUUAUGAGAAGGAAAGUUUGGCAAUUAUUUUGGCUAUGGAGCAUUGGAGAUCAUAUCUGCAACAUGCUGAAUUUGUAAUACGGACUGACCACCAUAGUUUGGCCUUCUUAGAUAAUCAACGAUUGUCCACCACUUGGCAACAGAAAGCUCUUACCAAGUUAUUGGGGUUGCGUUAUCGCAUUGUCUAUAAAAAGGGUUUGGAAAAUGGAGCUGCUGAUGCGUUAUCUCGACAAUCUCCUGUUGAUAUGGUGGAGAUUUCGGCGCUAUCUGUCAGUAUUCCUGCUUGGCUGCAGGAGGUACCUCUGGGAUAUGCUACUGAUUCUGACACUCAGUGGAUUCUUACUUCUCUGCUUAAUAAUGGAAAGCAUCAUGCACAUUAUGAAUUGCAAUCUAAUAUCUUGUAUUUUAAGAAAAGGAUUUGGAUUGGUAACAAUAAAUCUUUGCAACAGCAAAUUCUGGCCAAUUUGCAUACUGCAACUGUGGGUGGACACUCUGGUAAUUUGGCUACUUAUCAUCGAGUGAAGCAACUUUUUGCUUGGCCAGGUUUAAGGCAAUCUGUGCACAAUUUUGUUCAGGCUUGUGAUGUUUGUCAACGAGCUAAGUCUGAGCAUAUCAAGUUACCUGGGCUAUUACAACCUUUGGAAGUACCUGAUCAUGCUUAGCAAGUCAUUUCAAUGGAUUUCAUUGAGGGUUUACCAUUAUCAGACCAUUGCAAUGUUAUUUUGGUCAUUGUGGAUAAAUUUUCGAAGUUUGCUCAUUUUUUGGCUCUUCGACAUCCUUACACAGCUUUGUCUGUAGCUCAACUUUUUAUGGAUCACAUACAUUGCAUUCAUGGUCUGCCUUGUGCCAUCAUUUCUGACCGAGAUCGGGUAUUUACUAGCACUUUGUGGAAGGAGUUAUUUUUAAGAGCUGGCACUCAAUUGCGAAUGAGUUCUUCUUAUCAUCCGCAAACUGAUGGACAAACAGAGAGGGUUAAUCAAUGUUUAGAGACAUUUCUUCGUUGUUUUGUGCACUCUUGCCCCAAACAGUGGAAGCAUUGGUUGGGAAUGGCUCAGUUUUGGUACAACUCUUCUUACCAUUCAACCAUUGCUAUGACUCCUUUUGAAGCAUUGUUUGGUCAUAAACCAUCCUAUUUCGGAUUAACUAUUACUGCCGUUGAUGCUCCUGUGAGUUUGGCUUCCUAGUUGACUGAUCGCAAUAACAUGAGUGCUUUGAUUCAUCAUCAUUUGCUGCGGGCUCAGCAACGCAUGAAACAUCAAGCAGAUUUACAUCGAUCGGAGUGUGUCUUUACAGUGGGUGAUUGGGUGUUCCUUAAGCUCCAACCAUAUGUGCAGCAAUCUGUCAUGACCAGGGCCAAUCGGAAAUUAUCUUUCAAAUUUUAUGGACCUUUUCAAGUCUUGCAACGAGUGGGCAGUGUGGCUUAUAAGUUGGAUUUGCCGUCUACAAGUAUGAUCCAUCCUGUUGUGCAUGUCUCUCAAUUGAAGAAGGCAUUGGCACCAGCUGAACAAGUUCAGGCUUCUCUUCCCACACUAGAUUCUGAAAUUGGUCCGUUAGCUGUUCAUCAUCGUAUUUUGGAACGCCACCUUCGUCAACGGGGUGCCAAACUAAUUGAACAAGUUCAGGUUGAAUGGAAGGGUACUUCUUCUCCAGCUAUUACAUGGGAGAAUCUUGAGGAACUUCGUCACAAGUUUCCAGCUGCACCAGCUUGGGGUCAAGCUGGUUCUCAAGGAGGGAGGAAUGUCACACCAGAGUAUUCGUCAUCAGGCUCAGGCGCGGGAGGAAGGAUCAAAUCAAGUGGGCCGUCGGCUACCGCUCGGCCCAGACGGGAGAGGCGUGACAACCCGCACGUGAAGGGGAAGGAUUGGGUCCAGUAGCUUCGGGCAAGGUCUAUAAAUAGAUUACCCUUGUACUGAAAGAGGUGAACUGUAUUGAACAAACAUAUUCUAAAUACCAAUCCUUUCCCCCUCUCCAAGUCUGUAUCUGCUCUGUUCUUCUUUGUUCCUUCUAAAUUCCAGAUUCUAUCUCUAAUUCUUCUUGCUGAGAUCUCGAGUCGUAACAUAUGGCUCGCUGGGACGAGGCCGGGCCAACAGGACGCUGCUGCUCCCUGGUCUGACGGGCGCUAGGAGCUAGGCUGUUCUCAAAUCGACGGAGGAGGAGGAUGAGGAGCUACGGGCUGGUUGUAGCAACAGCCUUUCCUACAUUACUCAGCUCACAUUUGGAGCGAUUUGGUUUCAUGCCGUAACAUUUGGCCACUUAUAGU
Messenger RNA from Oryza sativa Japonica Group (Japanese rice), 5546 nucleotides. The record is from RefSeq and is a predicted model, not a curated record. NCBI's taxonomy places the organism in Eukaryota, Viridiplantae, Streptophyta, Magnoliopsida, Poales, Poaceae.